AUGACGGUGGCCAAUAACUUGGAAGGCAUUAAAGAAGAAAAGAUACCAUCCCUUUCCCGAGAGAGCAGGCAGAGAGCCAGGCAGGUCUGCUGGGCCCAUCCCACUAGCCACAAUCUGGAGGCGUGGUGCAAGGAUGUCAACUUCCUCUUAGCAUUUCAGAACCUUCAGCUCCAACAUUGCCACCGUUCCCUCUUCUUAAGCAGAGGGAUGAGUCGCUGUAAAGAAUACCUAAAGGGCUUUCUAGCCCAGGUGGAAGCUAAGGCCGGGCAGGAGAAAGGGCAGCUGGCUGAGGAAUUCCAGGAAAUCAAGGCCCGAACGUUAGCAUUUCGGCAACAGCAGGCCAUUUCAACCGAGGCUGGGUGCAACAAAGAGAAUAUCAAGAAGAACCGUUACAAAGACAUCCUACCCUAUGACCAAACCAGAGUUGUUGUGAAUUUACUAGCAGAAGAAUGCCAAGCAGAUUACAUCAAUGCCAGUUUCAUUCAGGGUGUGGACAACAAGAGAUGCUACAUCGCUACUCAGGGGCCUCUUGCCCAUACAGUGCUUGAUUUCUGGCGUAUGAUUUGGCAAUACAAAGUGAAGGUGAUUGUCAUGGCUUGCCGGGAAGUAGAAAUGGGCAAGAAAAAAUGUGAACGUUACUGGCCUUCUUCAGAGGAAGCCUUGCAUUUUGGACCCUUCUCUGUGGCACAGGUCAAAGAGCAGGAACUCAACCCAGACGUUAUUUUGCGGGUACUUACCCUGGCAUUUCAGCAGGAAGAACGGGUGAUUUCCCAUUUCCAGUAUGUGGCUUGGCCAGACCGAGGUAUCCCAGACACUUACGGCUAUUUCCUCAACAUGAUUGAGCAAGUGAGAUUUAAGCAGGGUGAGGACACCGUACCCAUCUGUGUGCACUGCAGUGCUGGCUGUGGUCGGACAGGCGUGAUCUGUACAUUGGAAUAUGUACGGCAGCUGCUGCUUAAAGAGAGGAUUUCUCCAUAUUUCAGCAUUUUUGAUAUAGUCCUAGAAAUGAGGAAGCAGAGGCCAGCUAUUGUCCAGACCCAGGAACAGUAUGAGUUUGUGUAUCGUGCAGUCACUGAAAUGUUCCGGGAUGCUCUGGACAUUUCCUGUCCAAAUUAUGAAAAUCUCAAAGAGAAUCGUCUUCCCCUUUAUGACGACGCCCUCUCCCUCCGGCAACCGGCUGCUCCCUUGCUCAAGCGAAGCUCCAUCCUCCGGAGCAUCUCAGUGCCUGCUGAUCCAACACCAGCACCACUUCCUGAACAGCCAAGAAAACUCAUCAAGAACAUGGGUGACACUUACGCUGUUGUGAACAAACUCCGGCGAAAUGGAGCAGGAGCUUCUUCUGCUUCUCCUGCCAGUGAGGACAAGUCCAUCGGAGAGGCACAGCUUUAUACUGCGGUGAAGCCACGCAACAGCACCGUAGCUGACUUUCCAUCAAUAGACCCCAGUGCCUUUGUAGGAGUACAGGCCAGUCACUCUCUGCCUGGAAGUCCUGUGCACAGGGCAUCUUCGAAUACAGCUUGUGAAAAUGCCCGUCUUAGUUCAUCUCUGACAGGAGAAUCCAAUUCUGGAGUCACCUCCUCUCCAUCUCAUACAAAUGGACUUGGGAAAACUCUUCUCAGGAAUCUGAUGCCCCCAGCUUUUAUCUCCUCGUCUGGAAAGAAAGUAUCAUCAUCGUCUCGGACUGUCCCUGUGCAAACCUAUGAGGAUGUGGCCGACACCCCAGUCAGGACUUGCCCAAAUACUGCAGGGUCUUCUGCCAUGGGAUUUAACAUCAGGAUUGGGAAGCCAAAAGGACCAAGAGACCCUCCUGCUGAGUGGAGCAGAGUAUAAGCUGUGCUUCUGAGAAGGACACUCUUUUAACAGCAGGGAGGAAAGAAGGUGGCUGCUGCUUCUGCCAAAGAGGAGCACUAAAUACUAGAUGCUCACCUCCUUCAUAAGGAGCAACUAUGCAAAAACAGCAAGUUUUUCUGACCACGAAGAGGCCAGCUACUAUGAGCACUAAAGCUCAGGACAUUUCUAAGACCAAAUCCUCCAGUUAGAACAACUUAUUUUGACAUGAACUUUUCUUUAUCAGAUCUUGUUGGUGGGAGCCAAGAGUGUGGCUGGCUUGGAGAUUUUCAGCAAUAAUGAUUUUAGACCCAGUACUUGGUAUAAUCAUGCCAGGGAAAUCCAGAACAGUUAGCCAAUUAAACAAAAUGUAUGGCUAUUAA
This is a messenger RNA of Pantherophis guttatus, 2210 nucleotides long. RefSeq names its product protein tyrosine phosphatase non-receptor type 18 (gene PTPN18). NCBI's taxonomy places the organism in Eukaryota, Metazoa, Chordata, Lepidosauria, Squamata, Colubridae. Gene Ontology annotation, molecular function: non-membrane spanning protein tyrosine phosphatase activity. Gene Ontology annotation, biological process: protein dephosphorylation. Gene Ontology annotation, cellular component: cytoplasm; nucleus. The record is from RefSeq and is a predicted model, not a curated record.